Messenger RNA from Phytophthora nicotianae INRA-310, 462 nucleotides. RefSeq lists its product as hypothetical. The record is from RefSeq and is a predicted model, not a curated record. The transcript has a single exon. The coding region runs from base 1 to 462 and encodes 153 amino acids. Lineage: Eukaryota; Oomycota; Peronosporomycetes; Peronosporales; Peronosporaceae.
AUGCGUUUAAGCUGCGUGCUGCUGAUUGCUGUAGUCGUGCUUCUGUCAAGCUGUGACGAUACCUCGGCAAAUAAUACUGGCCAAGCUUUGAAGACGAAGACCAUGGAGUCGGGAGAUGCUCUUGUCCCUGACACUACCCAGCGAUUGCUACGGACACAACAGAUCAGCGGUACAGAUGCCGUCGCGUCUAACGAUGAAGAGAGGGCCCCCUUGAGCUUGAAGAAUCUGCUGAACGUGGUCAGGUUUAAAGCGGCUACGAACGAUUUUGCUAGGUCGAACCUGGACAAAAUGCUGUCGGAUCCCAUAUUCAAGAUGGAAAUGUUUCAAAGGUGGAAUGCGAAGUACAGCGCUGACAAAGUCAUAAGAAUACUCGAUAUUAGCAAGACGAAGAACAUCCCCUACGGAGCAAUGCUCCAAGAGUUUCUCAAUACCUACGGACGUAGACCGAUCAAGACCCAAUAG